This is a messenger RNA of Cydia fagiglandana, 1377 nucleotides long. RefSeq lists its product as uncharacterized. The transcript is spliced from 2 exons. The record is from RefSeq and is a predicted model, not a curated record. Bases 246 to 1346 code for a protein of 366 amino acids. Lineage: Eukaryota; Metazoa; Arthropoda; Insecta; Lepidoptera; Tortricidae.
UGUCUUCGCCUCCGAGAUUUAUCAUUUACAGGGUAGUUGUCUAGCUAUGCAGCAACCAAACGCACAAGUAUUCAGAGUAGAAAGAGAAAACUAAAUUGUUUUCUCUUUCUCCCCUCGAAUGCUCUCUCCAGGUGCCACACCCGGAAGCAGGUUCAUUCUUGUCUGUGCGUGCGCACCGACUGCACAAGUGAAAUAUAACCUAUAUUUCGUUUGAUAGUGUUUUCUUCUUUGUGGAAUAAACAAAAAUGUCUCGACGUCGUCGUCAUGAAGAAACUGGUGAAGAACAAUGGGCCCGGCUAAUGGAGGAUUACGAACGGAUGUUUCAAGAGGAUCGAAGACCGAAGCGUCGGCGUAUUUUAUACUCCAGUUCCAGUAGUGAAGAUGAAAAUGUGCCACCCGAAGAAAUUGUUACAGAACAUCUAAGCCCAACAAAAGUGGAUCCUGAGGUUUUAGAAGAAACUAAUCCUGUAGUUCUUCCCGACACUGAAGAAGUCACGGAUAAUUAUGACCCAGAUUUAUUGAAAGCUCUCGGCGAAACGGAAUCCGAGCAAGGUGAAUUUGGAGUGGACCUGCAACCCGACAUCGCCAGUCGUUUCCAACAGAUUUUGGCAAACGGCUUAAAAAAGGAAGCGCGAGAGGAGUUAGUGAAAAAAUAUUUGUUUCCGAGCAAUGUUCCUCUGGCCAAAGCUCCUACACUGAACCCGGAGGUAGCAGCUAUGCUUGUGGAGAUUUGCCGCCUUCGUGACAAGCGAUUAUAUGGUAAACAGGAUCAGCUUGGGAGAGCUCUUUCGGCUGUCGGGAAGGCACUCACAUGUUUAUUAAAGAAGAACCCCGACAUUACUGAGGUGAUAUCUACUUUGAAUGAUGCCGGCAAAUUAAUCGCUGAUUCUCAUUAUGCGGAAACUGACACCCGUAGAUCAGUGAUUAUCCCUCUUGUUGAUAAAUCUCUUAUUGAAUCUUUCAAGGACAGGAAAAGAGAUAGUUUCUUGUUCGGUGACAAAUUGGGCGACUUAGUAAACACUUCAAAGGGCAUAAAGAAGACAAGUCAAUUUAUACAAGCAUCAACAUCUGCAAACGCAGGGUUAAACUCGACAGGCCCACCGCCGUAUCGACCGCGGCAACAGCGAGCCAGGCAAUACUACCCGCGUCGUGUCGGUGGGCCGCCGACAACCUACCUUCCGCACCAGCUCGCGAAUCGCCGGCGCGAACCACCGAUGCGAGCGCCCGGUCGACGUUAUCCCCCGCCGCCUCCGCCACCUCCGCCACCGCGCGCUCGACGUCACCCGCCGCAGACGCAUCGUUCAACCUAUCGGGAUCAUCGGGAGUAUCGGGACCGCAAUUAUUAGACUUACAGUCUCAGGUACACGCUGGUCGUUU